Dreissena polymorpha is the source of this 2095-nucleotide messenger RNA. RefSeq names its product furin-like protease kpc-1. Bases 140 to 1882 code for a protein of 580 amino acids. The record is from RefSeq and is a predicted model, not a curated record. Lineage: Eukaryota; Metazoa; Mollusca; Bivalvia; Myida; Dreissenidae. Gene Ontology annotation, molecular function: serine-type endopeptidase activity. Gene Ontology annotation, cellular component: Golgi membrane; trans-Golgi network. The transcript is spliced from 15 exons. Gene Ontology annotation, biological process: protein processing.
AAUUAAAAUAUAGUGACGCACCGUUAAAUGAUAAUCAUUCUGAGAUAAGAAGCCCUAAAACUGCUUCUCUACAUAGGUCCAGUAUUUGCAAGCGGAUAAGACUCAUAAGACUGACCAAGGGUAUACAGUCCUGAAGAAGAUGGGUGCACCAGAAAUGUCCCUUUAUCCGGAUGCAUCUUUGCAAAAGCUGAAAAUCUCAAACAAUGUCCAGUUUCUACAGCAGAUGCGUUUCCUGAACAGGACGACACGUGGCAUACGACAGGAAAUCUUCCAUGUGAACGACUCGGCUUGGCCUGACAUGUGGCACGCGCAACCCGACAAGUUCCCAAGCCUAGGUGUGUACAACGCUUGGUUGCUAGGAUACGGAGGGAUGGGUGUUCACAUAACUAUCCUUGACGACGGCGUCGAACCUGACCACCCGGACCUUGCGGCCAACUAUGACGCUGCUAACAGUUAUGACUACCUCUACGAGCAGCAGUAUGUAAACCACACACUGGGAGACUUUCACGGCACGUGGUGCGCUGGUAUUGUGGCUGCCACGAAGAAUAGCGACUGUGUGCUCGGCAUGGCAUAUGAGGCCAAGUUCUCGGCUGUGAAGAUUUUUGACGAGUUCUAUGGACUGACUGACUUCGGCGAGUCGCUGGCUCUGAGCCACAACCUCGCACGGACGGACGUCUACUCGAACAGCUGGGGUCCUGUUGACGACGGUGAAACGUUUGAGGGACCCGGGCCCCUUGCACAAGAGGCACUUGAAAGGGCCGUCACAGAGGGUCGGGAUGGUAAAGGAGCGAUAUUCACUUGGGCGGCCGGAAACGGCGGCAUAUACGACGACUGCGGGUGCGACGGGUACGCCGGAAGUAGGUACACGAUCAGCGUGACGGCGGUGGGGCGUGACCAAGGGGCCUCUUGGUACUCCGAGGAGUGUUCGAGCGUCUUUAUAGGAGCCUACAGCGGGGACAGCCCCGACUUGAGAAUCUCAACAACGGACACAGGCGGAGCUUGCACAAACCGAUUCCAAGGCACUUCCGCUUCCUGUCCUAUGGCAGCCGGAAUCAUUGCGCUUGCACUGGAGGCAAAUCCCGAGCUGACGUGGCGGGAUGUUCAGCACCUGAUAGCGGCCACGGCAUCCACAUCCGGUCUGGUCCGCGCCGGUUGGCAGAAGAAUGGCGCCGGGCUUAGAGUGAGUCACGUGUUCGGGUUCGGUCUGAUAAACGCCGAAGCGAUUGUGAACGCUGCGGUCAUGUGGAAUAACGUGUCACCCCAGACGCAAUGCACGAGUGACGUCAUAUUGGUCGACCGAUUGUCUGCUAAUGGCGUGGAGGUGGUGAGCGAGCACGUGUCACGUGGCUGUGAUCUCGUGCAGUACCUUGAGCACGUGGAGGUGUGGAUAAGCUUCUACGCCACCUACCGGGGCAGUGUGCAGUUUAUCCUGACAUCUCCCGCCGGUACUGACAGUAGAUUAUUACGUCCACGUCGGUUUGACGUUUCUAACGGCACGACGGAUUGGACGUUCAUGACGGUGAUGUCGUGGGGAGAACGGCCGAUGGGCGUCUGGACGCUGCGGAUGGAGACAACUGACUCCUCGACAGAAUUUGGCUUGAACUCGUGGCGCUUGAGUCUAUAUGGCGUCCAGACAGCACCCUCUUACGUCGACGCGCAAGUGUUGCCUCAGUCCGACGCCGACGAGACAACUGCUGGGGCCAUUGCCGGCGGUGUGGUCGGCGGUCUGGCUGUCGUAGCGUUUGUCGUCGUCGCCCUCGUGUACAUUCUCGUCGGCAAGAAAGCAAAGUCGCCGGCUAUACAUCCGGAGGCGUCAGGGGUGGUCAACCCAUCGAUGAACGCGAGGUAUCCGGAAGGAACUACCGUGAAUGGGGACGCAUAACAAAUCACACUAUAUGAUUGUUAUAAAACUGUUGUAUUUUAUCAUGUAUACUAAUACGUAUUCUAUACUAAUACUGCGCUUCGUGUAUUAUCAAAAUAUCAACUAAAAAAAUAACUUCUUAUUUUGUUGGUAAGGUUCUUUUAAUACUGAUUUCUGAUGUCUUUAGCCCAGCGAAUGUUAACAGGGGUCUAUAAAUAAAGUUGUUAAAUAAUA